GUUGUUAAAUAGUUUGAGAAAUAGGUUGGCUUUUCAAGUUUUAACUUGUUUAAGAGAUUCAAAAUUAACAUUCAAUUAUUUGAAAAAAAAAGAUGUUGACUAUUAUGUAAUUGUGACUGUAAUGUUAGUAUUGUCUCAGGCAUUUGUUUAGGUUAAAUGUCCUUCAGAUUUGAUCUAAUAAAUACCUUUUAGAUGGCAUUUGUUUUAGCAUGAUUAGGUUCUUCAUUGCCUUCAGGAUAGGAUAAAGUCCAAGUUUUAAAAUGUUGUUUACAACAGUUCCUCUCAAACUCUAAUGCACUUGUGAAUCUCCUGAGAUCUUGUUAAAAAUGAAGUUUCUAAUUCAUUUGGUUUAGGAAGGGGCCUGAGAUUCUGGAUAUCUAAUACAUUCCCAGGAGAUGUAGAUGCUACUUGCUGGUCCUUGGACGGACCAUACUUUGAAUAUCAAGUCUACCCGAUGGCCAAAAGAAAGGAAGAAAAUUUCUUCUCUCCUGAAAAUGCCAAAAGACCAAGACAAGAAGAGCUGGAUGACUUUGACAAAGACGGUGAUGAAGAUGAAUGUACAGUUUCUUUCACUAAUGGUACCUCUACUUUGACCGCAGCAGAAGUUGGAAUAAUUGAGAGUAUUCAGCUAAAAAACUUCAUGUGUCAUUCGAUGCUUGGACCCUUUAAAUUUGGUUCUAAUGUCAACUUUGUUGUUGGCAACAAUGGAAGUGGGAAGAGCGCCGUACUCACAGCUCUCAUCGUUGGCCUUGGAGGAAAAGCUGUCGCUACUAAUAGAGGCUCUUCUUUAAAAGGUUUUGUGAAGGAUGGACAGAACUCAGCAGAUAUCUCAAUAACAUUAAGGAACAGAGGCGACGAUGCCUAUAGAGCAAAUGUGUACGGCAACUCUAUAGUCGUGCAGCAGCACCUCAGCAUGGACGGAAGUCGAUCUUACAAACUGAAAAGUGAAACAGGCACUGUGGUUUCUACUAGAAAAGAAGAGCUGAUUGCGAUUCUUGACCAUUUUAACAUACAGGUGGAUAAUCCAGUUUCUGUUUUAACACAAGAGAUGAGCAAGCAGUUCUUGCAGUCUAAAAAUGAGGGAGACAAAUACAAAUUCUUUAUGAAAGCAACCCAACUUGAACAGAUGAAAGAAGAUUAUUCAUAUAUUAUGGAAACAAAAGAAAGAACAAAGGAGCAGAUAAAUCAAGGAGAAGAGCGACUUAUUGAGCUAAAACGCCAGUGUUUGGAGAAAGAAGAACGUUUUCAAAGUAUUACUGGUUUAAGUACAAUGAAGACUAAUUUAGAAUACUUGAAACAUGAAAUGGCUUGGGCAGUGGUCAAUGAAAUUGAAAAACAGUUGAAUGCUAUCAGAGAUAAUAUCAAAAUUGGGGAAGAUCGUGCUGCUAGACUUGACAGGAAGAUGGAAGAACAGCAGGUUAGACUUAAUGAAGCAGAAAAAAAAUACAAAGAUAUUCAAGAUAAACUGGAAAAGAUUAGUCAAGAGACAAAUGCACGAGCACCAGAAUGUAUGGCAUUGAAAACAGAUGUUACUGCUAAGAAAAAGGUCUACAAUGAAGCUGAGGUUCUAUAUAAUCGUUCUCUAAACGAGUAUAGAGCAUUAAUGAAAGAUGAUGAACAGCUUUGCAAAAGGAUUGAAGAACUAAAGAAAAGUACUGAUCAAUCUUUGGAACCUGAACGAUUGGAAAGACAAAAAAAAAUAUCUUGGUUAAAAGAGAGAGUAAAGGCCUUGCAGGAUCAAGAAAGCUCAAUCAAUCAAGAGAUCGAACAGUUUCAGCAAGCCAUAGAAAAGGACAAGGAAGAACGGAUCAGAAUUAAGAGAGAAGAAUUAGAUGUCAAGCAUACACUGAGCUAUAAUCAGAGGCAACUGAAAGAAUUAAAAGAUAGUAAAACUGAUCGACUGAAAAGAUUUGGCCCUCACGUUCCAGCCCUUCUUGAAGCAAUAGAUGAUGCCUAUAGACGUGGGCAUUUUACCUGUAAACCCGUGGGCCCUUUAGGAGCUUGCAUUCAUCUUCGUGACCCUGAACUUGCUUUGGCUAUUGAAUCUUGCUUGAAAGGACUUUUGCAGGCCUAUUGUUGCCAUAACCAUGCUGAUGAAAGAGUUCUUCAGGCACUGAUGGAAAGGUUUUAUUCACGAGGGACCUCCCGGCCACAGAUAAUAGUUUCUGAGUUUCGGAAUGAGAUGUAUGAUGUAAGACACAGAGCUGCUUAUCAUCCAGAGUUUCCAACAGUCCUGACAGCUUUAGAAAUAGAUAAUGCAGUGGUUGCAAACAGCCUGAUUGACAUGAGAAGCAUAGAGACAGUGCUUCUGAUCAAAAAUAAUUCUGUAGCUCGUGCAGUAAUGCAGUCCCAAAAGCCACCCAAGAAUUGUAGAGAAGCUUUUACUGCUGAUGGUGAUCAAGUCUUUGCAGGACGUUACUAUUCAUCUGAAAAUACAAGACCUAAAUUCCUAAGCAAAGAUGUGGAUUCUGAGAUAAGUGACUUAGAGAAUGAAGUUGAAAAUAAGAAGGCCCAGAUAUUAAAUCUUCAGCAACAUUUGUCUGCCCUUGAAAAGGAUAUUAAGCACAAUGAAGAGUUUCUUAGAAGGCGCCAAAUACAUUAUAGAGAGUUAAAGGUAAAAAUAACAGAAAGUAUUUCUGAAAUUCGGGAACUUGAGAAUAUAGAAGAACACCAGUCUGUAGAUAUUGCAACGUUGGAAGACGAAGCCCAAGAAAAUAAAAUCAAAAUGAAAAUGGUUGAGAAAAAUAUGGAACAACAAAAAGGAAAUAUGGAACAUCUUAAAAGUCUGAAAAUAGAAGCAGAAAACAAGUAUGAUGCAAUUAAACAGAAAAUUAAUCAGCUUUCAGACCUAGCAGAUCCACUUAAGGAUGAAUUAAACCUUGCUGAUUCUGAAGUGGAUAACCAAAAACGAGGGAAGCGGCAUUACGAGGAAAAGCAGAAAGAACACUUGGAUACUUUAAAUAAAAAGAAACGAGAACUCAAUAUGAAAGAAAAAGAACUAGAGGAGAAAAUGUCACAAGCAAGACAAAUCUGCCCAGAACGGAUAGAAGUAAAAAAAUCUGCAUCAAUUCUGGACAAAGAAAUUAAUAGAUUAAGACAAAAGAUACAAGCAGAACAUGCUAGUCAUGGAGAUCGAGAGGAAAUAAUGAGGCAGUAUCAAGAAGCAAGAGAAACCUAUCUUGAUCUGGAUAAUAAAGUAAGGACUUUAAAAAGGUUUAUUAAAUUGCUGGAAGAAAUAAUGACUCACCGAUACAAAACAUAUCAACAAUUUAGAAGGUGUUUGACUUUACGAUGCAAAUUGUACUUUGACAACCUAUUGUCUCAGCGGGCUUAUUGUGGAAAGAUGAAUUUUGACCACAAGAAUGAAACUCUGAGCAUAUCAGUUCAGCCUGGAGAGGGAAACAGAGCUGCUUUCAACGACAUGAGAGCCUUAUCCGGAGGAGAACGUUCUUUUUCCACAGUUUGCUUCAUUCUUUCUCUAUGGUCCAUUGCUGAGUCUCCUUUCAGAUGCCUGGAUGAGUUUGAUGUCUACAUGGACAUGGUUAACCGGAGGAUUGCAAUGGACAUGAUACUCAAGAUGGCAGAUUCCCAGCGUUUCAGACAGUUUAUCUUGCUUACCCCUCAAAGCAUGAGUUCACUUCCAUCAAGUAAACUGAUUAGAAUCCUUCGAAUGUCUGACCCUGAAAGAGGACAAACUACAUUGCCUUUCCGACCUGUGGGUCAAGAGGAAGAAGAAGACCGAAGUUGAUCUGUAACUUCCUAUGGCCUCCGCCGUGUCCUCAUGUUGAAGGACUUGUAAAGGGAAAAAGAUUCAGGAGUAUGUAAUGAAAUAAAAUGAAACUGAAGAUAAUCUAAAAUAAAAGAAACUCCUUUAUAUUUCUGGCCCCAAUAAAAUAUGUAAAUAAGUCUAGAAAGCCUACUACAACCGGCAAUUUAAAAUUUGUUACUUUACUUUGAGGAAAUUAAUUUCAUAGUAUUGGUUUUAAAUUUUUUUUAAGUUCGUUUUUUUUAACCAUCUACUUUUAUAGAUUGUUUUUCAGAAGUAAAAUUUUGUACAUAUGUACAUGUACAUAUCUGUUUAGUUUGGGUUCAUUUCUAUGGUAUUUUGUAAGAGUUAAAAUAAAAGUUUGAGCACCUGA
Messenger RNA from Mirounga angustirostris (Northern elephant seal), 4139 nucleotides. It is a transcript of the gene SMC6, whose product is annotated as structural maintenance of chromosomes 6. NCBI's taxonomy places the organism in Eukaryota, Metazoa, Chordata, Mammalia, Carnivora, Phocidae. Gene Ontology annotation, biological process: double-strand break repair via homologous recombination. The coding region runs from base 455 to 3748 and encodes 1097 amino acids. The transcript has 27 exons. Gene Ontology annotation, molecular function: ATP hydrolysis activity; damaged DNA binding; single-stranded DNA binding. The record is from RefSeq and is a predicted model, not a curated record. Gene Ontology annotation, cellular component: site of double-strand break; Smc5-Smc6 complex; nucleus.